UUUGGACAUAGUUUUAGUUAUAUAUUAAAAGCAUGGCCAGUUCAUCUGAACCAAAUGAUAUUGACGAACAGUUGAUGAGCUUUGAAAAGCUUGAUAGAGCUUCUCCAGAUCUAUGGCCAGAACAAUUGUCGAGUGUGUCAGAUUUUAUGUCUGCGUUACGAAGUCCGAUGUCACCUAAAUCACCGCCAAAAUGGAUGGCAGAGUUAGAAAAGGACGAUAUUGAUAUGCUACAGGAAUUUGGUAGUUUAACAACUGCAAAUUUAUUGGAAAAAGUUCGUGGAUUACAAAACCUUGCUUAUCAACUAGGACUAGAUGAAUCUCGUGAAAUGACAAGAGGAAAAUUUUUGAACAUUCUCGGAAAUGGAAAAUUGUUUGGGAGUUGAUAUAUGGAAAAAUCAUAAAUAUUUAUAUGUUAAAAUACUGGAAUUUAGUGAGAGGGGGCUGUUUUAUGCAAAAAAUGCUUUAGUAUGUUAAUAUCGUAUAUGGAUAUAAAAAUAUAUGAGACUAUCUCUAUCAGUUAUUAUGUGCUUAUCACAUAAGUAUGGACGAUUGCUGCAACCUUCAAUGCAUAUAUCUUGACAAAACAAAUUUUCACUGUAUACUGUAAUAUCUUUGUCAGCCAGCUUGUGAAAGCGCUGUGAUUUUGGAGUAUUAGAAACUUGUUUAAAUACCGAUGUUGAUUGUAGACAUUGACAAUUUGGUUAACAUACCAAAUCUAAAUAUUUCAAAAUGUGAUGCACAAAAAUAUAGUUUCUCAUAAAAUGAAGCAUUUGAAUGUUUAUGAUGAUGGCUUCUAAUUUGAAAUCAUAGAGCUCUCUAUUCAUAGAGUUGAGGUAGAAUUAUUUAUUCCAUUAAGCGACGUUGCCUGCAGAACAUGUUUUAUUACGAAAUCCUCAUAUCUCGCUAGCUCACUAAGCUGAUGAAACUAUUUGCAUUAUUGUGCUAUGCUGUUACUGCAGGCCUCAUAUUGUUUACUUUAUUUGUUGAUUUUCUCUAUACCAAAGAAGUGUGUUUUAAAUACAAGGCCUGGGUGGCAGAAAUUGUGUCUGUUAUAUUUUAUACUCAAUACGAUUUUAUAGGCAAUAUUUUAUCUGUUGUUCUCUAG
Molecule: messenger RNA, 1105 nt
Organism: Styela clava
Lineage: Eukaryota; Metazoa; Chordata; Ascidiacea; Stolidobranchia; Styelidae
Product: protein lin-52 homolog
Biological process (GO): regulation of DNA-templated transcription
Cellular component (GO): DRM complex
Source: RefSeq, a predicted model, not a curated record